Messenger RNA from Nerophis lumbriciformis (worm pipefish), 5187 nucleotides. The record is from RefSeq and is a predicted model, not a curated record. Lineage: Eukaryota; Metazoa; Chordata; Actinopteri; Syngnathiformes; Syngnathidae.
AUGAUCAGGAGUGAUGUUAAAAGGAGCAAGGAACGCAGUUUGGAAGAGGCGGUCCAUCUGCUGAGGAUGGUCACGCUACAGAGCCUGGAACGUGAUCACCGCCAGCUUCUCGUCAGACUUCUUCUCUCGUUGCAGUUGCAGAUGGCCCAUAUCUCCACAGCCUGCAAAAAAGUGGAUAAGAUGUUGCAGCAUCUAGCGAAGUUGGACCAUCGGCUGGUGUUUGCAGAGACCCACUUCUGUUUGAGCUCGAUAGUUAAUGCUGAGCAGAUAUUUACUCAAGAAGACCUUCAGAGAGCCUCUAUGUUCCUGGAGGAUAAUGCUGUGGGUCGCGAUGCUUGGCAGGAACUCUGUCCUUCGUUUCUGAACAAAUUAGCCAAGUACUUCCCUUUUAUACUGCAACAAGAGGACCUGCGAGAUGGGCAGUUGUGUUAUCUUGCUGUGAAGGUUUCUCUCCAGAUAUUUCAGCUGUUAUCAAGAGUAGUGUCUUCUACAGUGUGGGAUGAGAAGGAGGGGAGCCCAGCUAUGCAGAUAAUCUUGCAAACUCUCACAGGAGUAAUGUUUGGACAGAGCAACAACAGAGACACUUGUCUUUUGGCGGGGACCGCUGUGGCCAUGCUCAUCAACACGGCAUCCGAGAGCAGCGCAGGAGCAGCCGCAGCCUGGAAUCUUUUACAGAGCUCGCAUUCAGAGUCGUGCCUGCUGACUGUGGGUGCCCUCCACGUGCAGUUCUGCUCCACAACGGUGUGCGAAUUGGGUUGGCUAGCAAUGAUUAGAGGCCUCCUCACAUGCUGUGGUCCUCAUAUAUUGCUCAGUUCACAUGUGGAGGGUGCAAAGGGCAGCUUGCUUUUUGAUGUUAUGUUUCCUAUGCUUCGUGAUUUGUGUGAGGAGAAGUUGAAUUGUCACUACCUUGCCUUUGAGGUGUUCACACUAUGGCUGAAGAAAGUCAAAGAAUGUGUGUCUGAUAUCUGGAAGAUGAUGGGUGGCCGCCUUUUACCUGAGAGUUGCAGCACCCUGCAGCAACAGCUAAUUUCUAUCAUAUGGACCAGUGCUGAAAGCCCAGUGGAAGGUGUGUCCGACUGCGCUCGCAUUAGCUUUUGCUUGCUGUUGGACCUCUACGACAUGGACUGUGAGCAGUUUGGUGAUACUAAGAAGUCUCUUUAUUUGAUUCUACUGCAACGAAUCCGCAAACUCCCGUGGGAAUCCAAAGCCAAAUGUCAUCGCCUUUGUGCUCUACUUCCGUAUUUGGGAACAGACACGGUACUGGAUCAGUAUGCUGAACUACAAAAUCAUCUCUUGAAGUGCAUGUCAAAGGAUCAUCUGGCUCCAUGUGGUUCAGAGCUAUACAAGUGUCUAAUCCAGCAGCAGAGAAGGGAGCUUUGUGGUGACACACUAAAGUCGGUUUCAGAGUCGGAGCUGAGCAAUCGAUGGGCAGAAUGGUGGCUUUCUGUCCUUCUUGAGGCGCUAACCUCACAUGAAGUUAUUCUUCAACGUAACAGCUCAACACACUUACUCCCCAGCACUUUCCAAGUCUUCCCUUUUGCUGUGGAGCCAUUGCUGGCCUCCCUGGACCCCUAUUCAUCAGGCCACCUCUGCGCCUGGGCGUGCAUCAUGAGCAGCUACCGGGCUGUGACUGGGGGCUCUCCAUGGGCUCUUCAGGGGAGCUCCACCAUGAAAAUUCUUCAUUUAGCCCUGGGCUCUGCGGAUGACAGAGUCCGGCUUGCCUCUGUAAACCUGCUGUGUUGCAGUCCCAAGACCAAAGACACCCCGACACCAGAAGAACUGGGAAUAAUGAAGACCUUCAUUACUCAGAACUUAAACUCCGAGUCUUCACUUUUUCGACAACAUUUUCAAACAGCAGUGAGAAGAUUUUUGGUUCGGAUCAGAGAUGGCUGCUUGGCACGCAUCAGACAAAAGGAUAAGGGGGACGCCAGCCAGAUGCAAAGCGCUGAGAAAAUGCUGGACCUUGGUAUAGAUUUUGUAGACUGGUUGAGUCAGAUGGUUUGCUGCAAUCUGACUCCAGAUCACAGUUACCAGAGGAAGAAGACUGUUUUAUUGUUGCUCUCUGCAUUGCUAGAGACUUGCACAGACACGUGGAGCCCUGACAAGAGAAAAGGACAACCACCUGUGAACAUGGGAUCUCUUGUUAACUAUGCCAGGGUGAGAGGACAGUGGGACUUCUUCUCCAAAGAAAAAUUGCUGGUUCUCAUCUGCUGUUUAGAAGAUUCAACAAACGAGAUUCGGGAACUUUCAGCAGGACUGUUGGUGAGAUUUUUCCCUCCCAUGCUACCUGUCGAUGUUGCUGAGGCUCUGCUUAUUCGGACGAAGCAGCUACUGCGCAGUCCUCGGGUCCAGCAGGCCCAGAUGGCAGCUCUAAUGAUGAAGGUUCUUCAUCACAAACUGCAAGGCCUUCCUGAUAGCAGAGCAAAUAGUGACAUCAGUGUCAGUGGCGUUCAUGAUAAAAAGGCUUCCAGCUUUAUAAAUUUCCUUGUGAAGGAGCUUGAGUGUCACUACCUCACAGCCAAGACCGAUGUGAUGCUCGCUGCCAGAACUAAGCCAAUGCAUGGUGUUCUGAGUGCCUUACAGAAAUGUUUGCUAGAAGACACAUGGAACAUCUUUGAUUCACUUGCUCCUGCACUGACCAUUGACUUACUGAGCCUUCUGAAGAACAUCUCACUGUUGCUGCUUGGUGUUUUGCACGGACACCAGGAUACAGAAAGUGAUGCUCCCCCUUCUUUUUGUGAUAUGGGGAAUGCCAUCAGCUCUCUGAUAGCGCACUCAUCUGAAGGAAAUCUAGAAGAUGGAGAAGACGAGUGUGUCUUGUUGUCUCAAGAGCACAGCCUUGUUCUCACUUGCUGCUGGGUGUCACUCAAGGAAACCGGGAUCCUUUUAGGUUCUCUUGUGGAGCGAAUUCUAGCUGAAUCCAAGCCUGACAUGUGCUUUCUGAUGAAACAACAUCUAGAAAUGGCGGCAGAUAUUUUUCGAAAUAUUCUUCUGAAAUGCCGUCACUGGGGAGCAGUAGAAGGAUGUUGUAUGGGCUUCACCAAGUUCUGUUCAGCUCUACUCAGCAACCAUGAUCCCGGAAUUAGGAACAUUCCAUUUCGCAUGCUCCAGCAGGCUCUACUAGUUGUGACUUCUCCUAGUUGUACCUCAGUAACACGGCGGGCUGCGGGAUUGCCUAUGCUCAUCCUGUGUGUCUUGUCUGCAGAGGAGGCCAGUAAAGCACGGCCACUCUUAGCACAUAGCAUGCAAAUUUUACUGGACACUGCGAGAAUCCCUCUAGCUGAGAACUGGGACCAGACCCGGGACCUCCCUCAGGUGUGUGCAGUUCACACUCUGCAGGCUCUAGUGCGUGGAUCCGGCCUAGGUGUUGCCAUCCUUAAGUUUGCACCCACUGUCACCAUUUUGGCACUCACUCUGCUCAGUUCUCCCUGCUGGGCGAUGAGGAAUGCAGCCUUGCAGCUUUAUAGUUCUCUUUGCUCACGGAUGCUCGGUCAGAGGCCUAGCAGUGUGGGUGGGACUAAACAUGGCAUGUCCCCCAUUGCUUUCUUCCACCACUACUCCAAGCUCCAACCUUUCCUACUUACGGAGCUCCGAGAGGCAGCUUGUGACCUCCAGUGUCCACCUCAUGAAGCCAGACUCCCCCUUCACCCCUCACUAUACCCCAUUCUUACUCUUUUAUCACAACUGCAGCCCGGCAUCCAGGACUCAACAGACACUUUGGCAGAUUUCCUGUCUCCUUUACUCCAGCUCUCUGCCAGUCCUAUUUACUGCGUGAGAGUGAUGUCCUCCAAGGCUUUAGUCGCCAUGACUCCCCCUUCAGAGUACAUGAACAUCCUUAUCAAUUUGACGGCCGGGUUGCCCCGCACACCUCAGAGCUGCUGCCACAACGGGCUCCACGGGCAACUGCUGCACAUAAACGCUCUCCUGGACAGAGCUCUCGGCAAAGACUGUGGGCCUCCAGUAGAGCUUGAUUCCAUAGUGUGUGCUGUGGAGGCAUCAGUUUGGCUUUCCACAGAUGCUCAACGCUGCCCGCUGGUGAGGGCGGCAUAUGUUGCUGUGGUGGAUUCACUAAGGGGAUUUUGUUGCGAGACUUUUCUGUCAAAGCUCUUUGACAUUCUUAAAUGUGAGCUUCACAAGCCCCAACAUGGGCUUCAGGUUGGCUUGUCUUCCUUCCAUCAACAAGCCAUCCAGUUUGUCUGUGGCGAGCACAAGUGGGCGUCUGACAUCUUGGAAACUUUUAACGCUGCCAGCUAUGAUCUGAGGCUGACAUUGGUCACAUGGGUGGUGGAGAACCAUGCUUCACUGAACAAACACCUGGAAGAAUUAAUCCAGGGUAUGCUACAGUGUAGUCUGAGGAAGGCUCUGUUGAGCCCCAUUAAGGAGUACCGUAGGGCCCACCUUGCAGCCUUGAUAGAAGUGAUGGCCAGAGGAGAUUCUCUUGCUGCACCCUUCCCACUUGAGGAGUCUGCUCUGCGAGAUUGUCUGGAUUUAUUAUUGAAGGACCUAGAAAAUAAAAGGGGCGGGUCAGAGUUCUUGUCCCAGGCUCUUCAUGGUGCAAGCCUCCUGCUUCCCCAAUGGUUGCUGAGGACAUGCUUGGACUUGCUGCAGGACCAAAGCCAAUUGGUGAGGACCAAAGCAGCCAGCUUUAUCUCGAUGCUUCAUCACGCCAGAGGAAGAGCACAGAGGAGUGUCUACCUCACGCAGGUCAACCUGGCUGUACCGCUCUUGCUGGAUUUGUUACUGGAGGAGUGUUGGGACACACCGAAAACUUUGGAAGUCCUCCUGUGUCAUGUGCCCCACUCUGACCUCAGAUCUGUGCUGAGAGAAGUCAUGGACAGCGGGUGCGGAAGCCUCUAUGAGCAAGACGAUGCGAAUGUGUUUGCUGAGCCAUCCGUGAUGUGUUUACAUGUUUUGCCUUACCUGCUGCUCAUGGCUGAAAAGUCCGCGGAAUCUUCAGUGAUGGCACAGAGCCUCAGUACGUGGGCGGAAGAGAAUGUAACUCUGUUGCUGGACAACCUUACACUCUGUAAAGACCUUCAACCAGCUAAGAAGCUGACGCUCCUCACAGAUCCCCAGUUUCACAGCACCAUUUGCGGCCUGCUAACAAGAGCUACUUUCCUUCUCCACUUGUGCAAAACUUGUGAGCAUGUGCAACACCUUUGUGAUCCUUCAGCCCUACAGACAUGA